UCAAGGUUGGUUUACUUACGUGGAUCAUCAUUUAUCAUAAGACUUCUGUUAAAGGUUGAGCAAACACAUUUAUCUUCAGUAAGGAUAUGUAAUAAGCCUGUGCAUCGUGAAAUUGAUUUUAAAAUUCACUACAAUAUGGCAUUCUAUAUAUCAGUCGUAUUACUUUUUCUCGUGAAGUUUACUGCGGCAAUGGAAACGGUUACAGUAGAGACAAAGAUUGGUGAAAUAAAGGGAUACGCACGGACGAUCGAGCCAUUUGGGAAGCCCGUUCGAGUUCGACAGUUUCUUGGGGUACCUUACGCCGAACCACCAGUAGGUGCACUACGGUUUCAGAAACCUGUGAUGAAACUAAGAAUGGAUGGCGUUUAUGAUGCCACGAACUACAAGCCUGCCUGUUCACAACUCUAUAUGGAUCUUUUAGGAGAGCGGAAGGAUGGUUCGAUACAGUACUCAAACGACUGUUUAGUGUUGAAUGUUUACACACCAGACAAUCUAGGAUCGAGUGCGAAUGUACCAGUUAUGAUCCUUAUUCAUGGUGGGGGUUUUGUCAUUGGAUCAUCAAACAUAUACUCUGGUCAUAUAACAAGCGCAUAUGGAAACGUUGUCGUGGUAACUAUCAAUUACAGAUUAGGCCUAUUUGGAUUUUUGAGCACUGGGGAUUCAAGUUUGCCGGGAAAUUACGGACUAUGGGACCAACAUAUGGCUAUACGUUGGGUUCAUGAAAAUAUUGCAGCCUUCGGAGGUGAUCCUGAACAAGUGACUUUACUAGGGGGUUCAGCCGGUGGGGCAAGUGUGAUUUUCCAAGCAAUGUAUCCUGGUAAUAAAGGACUGUUCAAGAGAAUUAUUCCCCAAAGUGGGAGCAUAACAUGUCCAUGGGCUUAUCAACGCGACUCAUUACAGAAUGCCAAAAGAAUGGCAAAUAUUGUUGGUUGUGCGACUGACGUAGAUUCGUCACAACUCGCAUCUUGUCUUAGGAAAAUUCCUGACGAAGUUUACAUGGAAGCUAUGAAUAAUCCUGCGAAUAAUUACAGAAGAUUUCCUCUGGAAUUCGUAGUUUCUGUUGAUGGAGAAUUCGUUCCAUUAUCUACUUGGGAAAUGCUUCAUAGCGAGGUUGAUGUUGCAAAAGAAAGGCGGAAUUUUUUCCGCAGUAUUGAUAUUAUGGCAGGACUCGUGGAGGACGAAGGAUUCAUGAUGAUUACGCCUUUUGUAGGCGUUGAUAAUACAGACACAUUUUCAACGAACAGAUCUCACUUUGAAAAUGAAUUAGUUCCGGAGAUAGUACGUGUAAUGUAUGGAGAAAACGUUCCAGACAGUAUAAAAGCUGUCAUUGUUUCUGAAUACACGAACUGGAAUGACCCAGAAAAUAGCGAUAGUACGUAUGACUCUUUCAUAACUCUAAGUUCCGAUUAUGUGUUCAACAGUCAAACAAUGGACAUUACAAAAAUCCAUGCCACAAAAGAUGGGGACAGUUCCAAUACGUAUCUUUACCUGUUGAACGCUUUUUCCUCUCAGCACAUCCUAUGGGUUCCGCCCACGUGGAAAAGGGGAUCAGUUCAUGCUGACGAGUGGUCAUUUAUUUUAGGGUACGAUUCUGAUACAGGAUUUACAAGCGCGACAGCUCCAUAUGGUCAGGAACCGGAGGAAUGGGAAAUGGAAAUGUCAAAAGUAGUUAUCAAGAUGUGGACGAAUUUUGCGAAAAGCGGGGAUCCAAACAAGCCUGAAAGUAUUCCGGUUGUAUGGCCAAAGUUCACUUUAGAAAACCAGCUGUAUCUCAACAUAAGUAGAGAUAUGUCAGUAGGACAACGGUUAUUUGAGCGAGGAUACAACUUUUGGACAAAUGUUCUGCCUGAACUUGUCAAGAUGACAAAGGCAUAUAAUACGAUAGAGAAAAAGAUGUAUUGCAAUAAAAGCGGUGAUUGUCCACCAUAGUUACAAAAAGAGCCUGACGUACCGUUAGUGAACAAACAAACAUAUAAAUAAGACUCUCAUGGCGCUCUUUCCGGGAACACAAAAUAAUGCAAUAGUUUUUUAUGAAGAAGAAAUUUAUUAGAAAUACUGUAAACUAGAUCAAAUUUGUAAUAACACGUGUAAGAAAUGUAAGUCAAUAGGGACGCUGAAAUUUCGUUUUCAUUUGGCUGUAAAGAAAAUUUAAAACAUGCAACCUCAAUCAUGUCCCGCCAGAUGGUGAGAUCCGAAAGGAAUAUUAUGUAUUCUAACAGGACCAGCUGAUAAGCAGCUAAUAACCUACAUACUUGUAGAGCAAAAUCUAACUCUGAUUAUUCUGCAAUAAGCCGACUUUGAAUUAUGCUGCACGCGCACCGUGUUUCCGCUAUGAUGCGGCGUAGCACGCAGUUGUAUUUUACGUUUGAUAAAAAUACUCAUCUAAUUCUCGUCUAACGUUAUUUGAAGAAAGUCGUGUUAGAAUCGAAAUGAUAAGUAUCUAAAUAAGGUUUAUCGUAGAAUAACCCUCGUUUGUCAUUCUUAUGCGUAGAAAUAUAUCAUAUUCAUACAUAUAAGAAAUCCAAAUUCAAGUUUUUCUACGAUAAACCUUAUUUUGAUACUUAUUAUUUCUUAAAUGACGUAGACAAUGUUUUCGCCUUUCUGUCCUUCUGUUGGCCAUUUCGUUUCCACUCAAACAUUUAAAAAAUCUUUGACUUGUUAUCCUUAAAAUUGAUAUAAAUAGUGUUGCUCAUAGGCAGUGAAUGGCCCUGUUGCAUUUGAGAUCACUGGGUCAAAUGUCAAUGAAAAACUUCGACAAAGUGACACUGUUUAUGCUUAAUAUAUCCAGAAGGCCCUGAUUUACGAUCCUCUGACUUGAAAUGCAGAUUUUCAAAGCGCAGUCCAUGAUCCCAACUGAUUUGGAGGUCACAAGGUCUGAAGCCAGGAUAACAGUCAAUGUUGGUACAAAACUCAUUUCUGGUGAAAUUCUUGUGAACCCUUUUCUCUGAGAUCCUCAAAUAUGGCAGAUUUAGUGCUAAGAAUUUUACCUACGACUCUCAAACUUUAGUACAAGACGUUGUGUACAUUGGCAGUCAAUUAUCCUGAAUUUCUUUGAUCAGUUGAAUUUAAAAUCGCAGUAACAAUUACAUAAAUAGAGAUAUGGAAGUUUCUUAGUCAAAUAAUAUGGUCAUAUUAUACGAUUUUUUCAGACGAACGCAUUUAUUGUAUGAUUGUGAAAAUAUCCAUACAGUUUUUUCGCUAUAUAUAUUCUUCAGAAUGCCUUGACCAAUGAUUUUCAAACAUGAUAGGUACAUUGCUUCGGAAA
Mercenaria mercenaria is the source of this 3265-nucleotide messenger RNA. RefSeq names its product bile salt-activated lipase-like. The record is from RefSeq and is a predicted model, not a curated record. Gene Ontology annotation, cellular component: synapse; cell surface. Gene Ontology annotation, molecular function: neurexin family protein binding; signaling receptor activity. Lineage: Eukaryota; Metazoa; Mollusca; Bivalvia; Venerida; Veneridae. Bases 136 to 1929 code for a protein of 597 amino acids. The transcript has 2 exons. Gene Ontology annotation, biological process: modulation of chemical synaptic transmission; neuron cell-cell adhesion; presynaptic membrane assembly.